CAGGACAACGACAGCAGGAACUUUUAGGACAGCUGGUGGUACCGAAUCAGUGGGGACAGGCACUACGGGGAAUGGUUCUCAGAGAAAUAGUAGGAGUAGCACAGGUAGUACUACUACUAUUCGGGGACAUCUUUCGGUUGCUGAUGCCAGUGGAGUCCAAUCGCGUUUCCCUGUUCCAACAGGUAGUCCGCCACUUUACCCACGUAUUUCAGCUUGCAGCAUUGACGAGGUUGAAUUGGCUUCCACCACCAGUGAAAUUCCGGCAAUCCACGAUCAUACAGUAGAGGACUUGCAAGAGAGAUUACUUCAUCCCCCGCCUUUGUUCCGAAACAGCGAUGCGCUCCUUACCACGGACGAGGAAGAUGAUGUUUCCUUGUGCAACCCGUUUGACGAUGAGGACGAGGCCGUGGAACAUCAUAAAAUAGAGAAUGGGAAUGCACGACUUGAAGCACAGACUGGUGAAGGAGUAGUAAAGAAUCUUAACUCGUCAGCUUCACAUGAAAGCAGAGAAGGACGACUCGAGGCACAGGAAGAAGGGAAAGGACUAGCAGCAGGUUUCAACUCGUUCUCCUCAUCCGCUGCAAAGUCAGUUGAAACGAGCUCUCCGUCAACUAAGCCCGAGCUCUGCUUCAGGCGGUUUCUAGAUUUCGGCUCAGAAGGUGUGGUGAACAACAGCCAGCUGGGAUCUAAGAGGAUAUCUUUCCUAGUCUUCGUUCUUGGCUUCCUGUGUGCACGGCAAGCAGCGCUCCUCAGUGAUGUCCACGAGGAAAAGCUUUUCGUGAUAUUACAGCAAAGUCUGCAACAAGACUUGGCAACACUUGGAGGGCCGACGAUAAACGCGCACGCGAAUACUAUAACCUUACCUUCUCAGCUUACUCUUGCACCAGCAACGGGGUACUUCAACUUCGUGCUGUUGUUACCAGUGUUGAUUGAGUGUUUAUUGGCGACUGAUGGAAAACGGUGGUCGAGGGCUGUGCUCAUUGCAGCGCUAGGGUUGCUGAGUGUGAACGCCUUCAUGUGGUUACCAUGGUUCAAAUGGUUUUAUGGUGAUUCCGUUAUCCAGACUGCAGCAACCUUUAACGUGGAGCUCGGCGACGAAGUGCCAUUGUCUGCGCGGCUGCUUUCCUACAUAGAUCCAGCUGUAGUACACAGGCAUGCCGAGUUACUGACUGGUGUAGACGGUAGUUCGUCACAAGACUCUGGAAUCAAGACCAAGGAGGUCAUUCGCAAAACCCUAGAAGCCGUAGUAGCUCACGGUGUGGCGAAACGACGCGUAGACGCCUAUCUGAACAUAUUUGCGUGGCAAUGCUGGUCGUUUUUGGAGCGGCCGGCUUCUCAGAGGACACUCCCAUCUUCGAAUGAGAGAAGUACACAAGCAAAAUUCGUCUCCUUUGUGCGUCGACCAGAAAGUCUUUACGCAAGGUGGCAACGGGGUGC
Amoebophrya sp. A25 is the source of this 1437-nucleotide messenger RNA. The record is from the annotation of a GenBank genome assembly. Lineage: Eukaryota; Dinophyceae; Syndiniales; Amoebophryaceae.